GCAGCCAAGCAGCAAACACUACUCUACACGGUUACAGUCCGCUCUUGAGAAUUCAUGAUGAGAACUCUGGCAAUUCUGGCGCUCGGCCUUUGCCUAUGCCUGUGCCUGGCCAGCGUGCGGGCCGGCAAGGUGGGACAGCAGCAGGUGGGACCACAGCGACACCUGGUCUGCUACUAUGACUCGUCGAGUUUUGUGAAGGAAGGUCUGGGCAAACUGGUGAUUGAUGAUCUGGAGCCCGCCUUACAGUUCUGCGAUUAUCUGAUCUACGGCUACGCGGGCAUUGAGCGAGACUCGCAUAAGGCGGUGAGUCUCAACCAGCAGCUGGACUUGGAUCUGGGCAAGGGCCUCUACCGCACCGUGACACGCUUGAAGCGCAAGUAUCCCAACCUGCGGGUCCUGCUUAGCGUGGGCGGCGACAAGGACAUUGAGACCGGCGACGAUGCCAAGGACCUGCCCAACAAGUACUUGGAGCUGCUGGAGAGUCCGACAGGCCGCGCUCGGUUCGUGAACACCGUCUACGCGCUGGUCAAGACCUACGGCUUCGAUGGCGUCGACAUUGCCUGGCAGUUCCCCAAGAACAAGCCCAAGAAGGUGCACAGCGGCCUGGGCAGCGUCUGGAAGAGCUUCAAGAAGGUCUUUAGCAGCGACUUCAUUGUGGAUGAGCGCUCCGAGGAGCACAAGGAACAGUUUACAGCGCUGCUGCGCGACGUGAAGAACGCCUUCCGUCCGGACAAUCUGCUGCUCUCAACGACCGUGUUGCCCAACGUAAACUCCUCGCUGUUCUUUGAUGUGCCCGCUGUUAUCAACUAUUUGGACUUUGUGAACCUCGCCGCCUUCGACUUCUACACCCCGCAGCGCAACCCAGAGCUGGCUGAUUACACGGCGCCCAUCUACGAGCUGAGCGAACGCAAUCCCGAGUUCAACGUGGAUGCUCAGGUCAAGUUCUGGCUGCGUCACAGUUGCCCGGCCAGCAAGAUCAAUGUGGGCGUGGCCACCUAUGGCCGGCCCUGGAAGAUGACUGACGAUUCGGGCGACACCGGCCUGCCGCCCGUCUCCAAGGUGGUCGACGAGGCGCCCGUGGGCCCCCACACGCAGCAGCACGGCAUCUACAGCUGGCCCGAGACCUGCGCCCUGCUGCCCAACCAGAACAACGCCUACUCCAAGGGCGCCAAUGCGCCGCUCACCCGGGUCACAGAUCCCGCCAAGCGUUUCGGCUCGUACGCCUAUCGUGCUGCUGACAAGAAGGGCGACAAUGGCAUCUGGGUGAGCUUCGAAGAUCCCGACACCGCCGCCGACAAGGCCGGCUAUGUGCGCAGCAACAAUUUGGGCGGAGUGGCCCUCUACGACUUGUCCUUGGACGACUUCCGUGGCCUCUGCACCAACGACAAGUACCCCAUACUGAGGGCUGUCAAGUACCGCCUGGCCCACUAGGCUUUGCCGAAUCUUAAGUUUUCUCAUGUAACCAUCAAAUUUAAUUUUGAAAGGACGCAUUAAAGAUGAAAGUCAUGUGAA
Molecule: messenger RNA, 1512 nt
Organism: Drosophila navojoa
Lineage: Eukaryota; Metazoa; Arthropoda; Insecta; Diptera; Drosophilidae
Gene: Idgf6
Product: Imaginal disc growth factor 6
Biological process (GO): chitin catabolic process; carbohydrate metabolic process
Cellular component (GO): extracellular region
Molecular function (GO): chitin binding; chitinase activity
Source: RefSeq, a predicted model, not a curated record